UCGCACACUGCCAAUUCUCCGGUGGAUUGACCGCCACAUGUGCAGCGGCUGUCAUCUGCAACCGAUGCAAUUGCUGCCAACAAAUAAAAAUAUGCAACACCAAAGAACGUGAGCUGAUAGCAAAUCAAAUAAGCAAAAACAAAAACUUAGUGCAAAUUGUGAAUAACAACGAAAACAAAAAGAAAAAUGUUGGACAGUGUAAACGAAACAAAUACAAUGUUAGCAACAACAUUCGAUACGGCAGUGGCUACGGCCAAGUCUGCUGCUGAAGAUGCAAAUAAGACUGCAUUUAUUACAGCAAGCCCCACAACGAAUUCAUCGCCAACAAAAGCAAAGACAUUUUUCAGUUGGUUUCGAGGUGGCAACGCAAAGUCGCCUAAUAAAACCGACGCCGACGCCAACGCAACCACAGUAAAAGGCGUACAAACACAUAAAGACUGCAGAGUUAAGGGCGAAGAGGCGUUCCAAGCCAGGGGUAACGCCAAACAAUUACCAACAGAGCCACCGCAGCCGAGCGCGGCAGAACGCGACGUUACGCUACGUGAAUUUCGUGGCGUUCAAAGUUUGCGACAUUUGUGGAAUAAGCGCAUCAGCGCAAGUGAGGACGCAACAAGGCGGCAAAAUUCACUUAGCACCAGCAAAGCAAGCAAAUUAACAAAAUCAAUUGGUUGCUUAGUGAGUGCAGCGCGCGCGCAAGCAGAAGCUACGCAAUCGACGAGUGGUAGCGAAGGCGAGGCACUGCGGCAAAAACGCGCGCAUAGUUUGCACGAUUGUACGCAGGUGGGCGUGCAAGCAGAAGAGGCCGUUACGACAACGGCGGCAGAGGAGUCGGAAAUCGACUGUUUUCAUCGCGAAAAGGAUAACUUUUACAAGUACAAAACGGCCGAACAGGCAGCAAAACAUUUGGCGCGCGAGUCGCGUGUGCGCACCAAGAUGACGCGGCGCGUUACAGCUGGCAUUGUGAGCAGUGAGGCGCGCGACGAAGAUGCACACUUUCCCGCCGUGAAAGCAAGUGAGCGCGGUGAGCGCAUACAUUGGCUGAAGCGGCAGGACAUGGUGUCGCGACGACGUGAAAACACAGAAAUGACAGUGGCGCAUACGCCAAUUGGCCGUGAAAAAAGUACAGCGGCAGCGCUGGCAUUAUCAGCUGACGACAUUGUUAUCAGCGAGACGGCAAACAACGCAAUGAUGGCAAUAACAACAGCUCCAACGGCCUCUGCUCAACGUCGUAACUGCCCUGCUGAUUUUAGCGAUAAUAAUAUGCUUGCGGCCAGCAAUUCGCCGCGCAAUUUGGCCAGUCGUAAGCGAAACUCUCAACGCGAAGCAACAAACACGUCGUUGGCCAAGCGCAGUAGUACUGAUUCAAAUAAAUCGAAUUCGCAAAGCUUAUCAGCCUCGGGAUCGCUGACAAGUGGUACAAAUACUGGGGGUCGUAGCGUGCGUCGCACCGCCUCCUCGUCGUCAACGUCCUCAGCGUCCGCACGCAAAUAUAGCUUCAAGACACAUACGCGCACAUAUCACGCGCCGCGCAAAAUGAGCCAACGCGAUAGCGGCACUGUUGGUAGUGGUGGCAGUGGCGGUGGUAGCAAUGCAUCCGCUAUUGUGCCAGGGGGCGGCAAUAUAGUGGCGAAAUUGACGCAACAAUUCAACGAAAUGAUACAGAAAGAUAAAAAGCUGCUGGAGGAGGUGAAGCGCAAGAAUGGUGUUUUGUUGUCGCGCGGUGGACAUGUUUACAAAGUGGUGGAGAAUCCGAUCGCAGCGGCAAUGGAGGGUGGCAGCAAGCGCUCCACGUUGAGUAGAAAUAUGGCGCGCGCGCAGGAUAUCGCCACUUUGCGUGCGUCAACCGUGCAACGAAAUAUAAUAAAAUUUGAGGGUGGUCCAGAGCUGGAUAAGCCAGCAGUGCCAGCGAAAAGUGCGCAGGUACUGCAAAAGCUGCGUGAACUUAACAAAGCUCAGCAGCACAGUAAUACCGGCUCAAAACGGUUGCUACUAAAGCUGCCCACAUCAGCGCCACCGAACGAGCUGCAACUGAAGCUUGAGCUGAAGAAGGCGCAGUUGGCGUUGCCGCUAUCGCCGCCGUUAGAGGUAGUGACGGAAGAGUCCAAGACGCCGUUGGAAGCUUACGAAAAAUCGAUCACGAUCGGUCAGUUGCGAGGCGGGCAUACCGAUACGCAUUCAACGGUUGACGUGACGAGCGCGCACAUUGCGGAAAACACGUACGGGUCAUGCGAUAACGGUAGCGUAAACUAUAACGGCAGGGAAGGCGACAAAAACGCGAUUAAUGAGGUUGAUCAAAGAAGUGAGGACGACGAUCAGCAGCAAGCCAGUACCGUUGCAAGUGGGUCACCUAAUGAAGCAGUUAGCAGCAGUACUGCGACAUUAUUGACAGUUUCUAACGCUACUGCUGAGAAUAUUGAGGCAAAAAAUGUUGAUGAGCAAGCAGUAGCGAAUGAAGAAACUAAUGACAUAGAAAGCAAUGCGAUUUGCAUGACGACGACGCUACCGCCGACGCAGGCAAUAGCAAUAAAAACUGAAGCAACAAAAACAAUUGUGGAGUGCAACGCAAGUGCUGAGCUUAGCAUUCCCACGACUGUGGCGACAUUGGAAACAUCAGACAGCGGUGGAAGAACAAAAACGACUGACGCGAUUGCAACAUUAGCGAUUGCAACGCCACAAACAAAGUCAACAAAGGAGGCAGCAUUGAACGGUAAUGCCACUACCGACCCUCGCCCAACCGCCAUCGAUUCCAAUGACGAUCAACUUGAUGCGGCCAACGAAGAGAAGGCGAAGCAACGCAAACGCAAAUACGCGAAAAUUUAUGAAAAAUUCCGUUUUAGGUCGCCGUUUGUUGGAGGUCACAGCAACAAGAAACUGUCAUCGAAGCAAGCGGUGAGUGUAGCUGAAGUGAACAAUGAAUUCAAACGACCGGCGAUUGAAUUGGCUGAAGACGCGGUAAAAACAAUUGAAAUACCAACAACACCACAAACAAACACUUCGACAAGCACACCAACGUCGACGACACCAGCAUUAGCAACACCCACAUCAACGAUUACAAAAGCGACUGACAAUAAAACGGAGGGCGGAUGCAUUUCAAAUGCCGACACAACUCCCGAGCCCGAAUCACGGUUACUAGAUGCGCUCGAGAUCAUCGAUCAUAAACUGCAAGACCUCACCGUAGACACAGAUGAAGAAAACACUGCCGCACUGUUGCUUUCUCCAGACGAUGACUUUGAGCAGCGUGUGCUACCAAAUAACUCCUUCGUUUUUCAGGCCAGCACUAAGCAGGUGGCCAACAAUAAACUGAUCGUUGCGCAAGCGGUGAAUGUUACACUCGUCAACAGUAUUGAGGGCGAACAGCUGAUGCUGGAGCAGAAGGAAUUACAGCGCGAACAGUGCGACUAUAGCGAGCUGGUGCGUCCACUGAGCUUGCAGUUGGAACAGCCGGUUUUAGUAGCACUUGAGGAGGACAAUCGGGGUGAACAAACUGAGUCAGCGGAACCAAUGUACGAACCGAUCGCUGCACAGACUGAGGGCACAAACGCUGAAGAACAUUUGAGUGCAACCGAGCUGCCAUCUGCGAAGUCCUUCCUCUAUACCAGUUGUGCGGCGGGCACGGAAAAGAAGUUGUCCGAUACUGAUGAGACGUUGAUGGAAGAUCCAACGUCUUUAGUGUCCUCAGUGGAAAACAGUGACAUAUUCGAGGACAUCUAUCAAACGGUGGAUGAAGCCAAGGCAGCAGCUGAGCAAAAAGUGGCUGAGGCCACUAAUGCCGCGCUCUUGGCUGAUUAUGAGUCCAUAGCUGGUUCCUACGAGCACACUACACCUGCAACGAUCGGCGUUAGCCCAACCCAUGCCGGCAAGCCUUUGUACGAUGGCUAUGAGAUUUGUGAGCCACCACCCGAUACACCACACAUGCUGGCCAACACUACCUUAACAAAUGCUGAUGCCACUGGCAGUAGUGUAAUUCCCAAGCUCACCCAACAGAUCUCAAUGGGUGGCAGUAAUGUGCGCAACACCAACGAUGAACUGCCCGAGCUGCCUAAACCGAAACGUCGUCUGCCCAAAUCGCCCAUGCCAGGCAAGCGUUCACCCAAAUCUACAGCCAAAACGUCCUCCUCUAUACGGGAAAUAGUGAGGACGGCCUCCAGCAGAGGUUGCAGCAAAAGCAGCAGCAAUAGCACCAUAACUGCUUUGGACGAUCAGGACGAUGACCAUCACUACUAUGCUGAUGAUGAGAAUAUCUAUGACACCAUCAAAGGUUCACAUUGCUACGAAUCAUUGCAUGCGGCCAGCAUCGCUUUGCAAAAGUCCGCCAGCGCUGUGACGAAAUGCGGCAGUGAUAAUAUUUCGCUUACAUCCAAUUGUUACGAGAGCAUCUCGCAUUAUCGGCGCGCUAGUCACAGUAACGGUGGUGGCAGUCAUCUGACCGGCAGCAGUAGCGGUUCGACGCUCACCAUUUCAUCGGAUCACAAAACGAAUAGUUUGUACGAAAUGUCGGUGACGGCGAGCUUAAUCUACGGCACUGGCAGCGUAGGCUCUAGGCAAUCGGUAGCGGAAAAGACAAACGCGAUCAUAAGCGGACGCAUUGGCGGUACCCAUAAUAGUGUGAGUGAUGAAAAUAGUGAUGUGCCUGCUGGUGCGAAGAGUUACUCUCAGUCGCAUGGUGGUGCGACGAGUGAUAAUAGCGAUGAAUGGGUGGAUAUAUCAGAUCCCGAGGCAGAGGGAGCGGACAAGUUGGUGAAGCAGCAAUUCAUUGUCGUACGAGAACGCUCCAAGGCGCAUCGUAGUCCGGAUUGGUCAAAACGUGUUAGAGAUAAGCGCUUACAUCAAAAGAAAGCGAUAAGUUGCAUUGAAGGUGAGUUGAUUACGAUCGUAAUUUCAUAA
Molecule: messenger RNA, 4884 nt
Organism: Rhagoletis zephyria (snowberry fruit fly)
Lineage: Eukaryota; Metazoa; Arthropoda; Insecta; Diptera; Tephritidae
Source: RefSeq, a predicted model, not a curated record